AUGCAGGCAGAGUCUGAAAUAGUACCAGAUAUUGAGGUCGAGGAAUUUCAGGAUGCGCCCAAAACAUACUACGAGCUUAAUACCAGCCACUGAAAAGCAGGUUUGUCUAACUUUCCGCUUGUUGACCACCCACUGGAUCAGCAUGGCCCGUCCAAACCCCCCGGUGGCUUGUCCUCCGCGUCUUCCCGUGUGCUCCUCCACCAACAGUUCAUGAGGGAGCAGCUGCGGGACCAGGAGCAACGGGAGCGCCAGGAGAAGCAGACAUUGCCUCGACACCCCCACCUGCAGACCCCCAUCAUAUACGUCAGCCCGCCCCCCACACUUCCUGCUGGAACCCACACCCCCCUGGAAGUGCUCAAGGUCCAAAACCAUCUUGAUAACCCGACGAAGUAUCACAUCCAGCAGUCUCAGCGGCAGCAGGUGAAGCAGUACCUCAGCUCCACUCUGGGUGCCAAGCUCGGAGGUAGCGGCGGGCCAGCUUGCGCCAGCCAGCCCUCAGAGCACGGGAUGCCCCCUGGCCCAGGCACCAGUGCUCCCAACAGCCCCAUGGCACUCCUGACCUUAAACUCCAACUGCGAGAAGGAGAUGGAUGAUGUAAUUGAAGACAUUAUUAGCCUGGAGUCAAGCUAUAAUGAUGACAUCCUUGGCCUUAUGGAUGCGGGUCUUCAGAUGCCAGUGUCUGCUAACCUUCUUGACAUGUACAACAACCAUGGCAUUCCUCAACCUGGAGUGGCCCUUAGUAACGCUUGUCCAGCCAGUCUACCUAACGUCAAAAGGGAAUUCUCAGUUGCCCCUGCUCCAGGUAUGAUGCACAUUCUGGACAAACCUGGACCCUGUGGCAGCUAUGAAAACUAUCAAAGGCAGGAGGGAUUUCCAGUAGAAGCUGAAGUGAGGGCCCUUGCCAAGGAGAGACAAAAGAAGGAUAAUCACAAUUUAAUUGAACGUAGGAGAAGGUUCAACAUCAAUGAUCGCAUCAAAGAGCUGGGAACUUUAAUUCCCAAGUCGAAUGACCCAGACAUGAGAUGGAAUAAAGGCACCAUUUUAAAGGCCUCGGUGGACUACAUCAGGAAGCUCCAGCGGGAGCAACAGAGAGCAAAGGAACUGGAGAACAGACAGAAGAGACUGGAGCAUGCUAACCGACACCUGAUACUGCGCAUCCAGGAGCUGGAGAUGCAGGCUCGUGCCCACGGACUGGCCGUGUUGCCCUCUACCACGCUCUGCUCGUCCGAGCUGGUGGCGCGGGCCAUCAAGCAGGAGCCGGGCCUGGACGACUGCGCAGCAGCCAACCUCUACGCCAGCCAGCCGCUCUCCUCACCGGACCUGUCCCGGCCCACCACCCUGGACCUGAACAACGGCACCAUCAGCUACAGCGACAGCCUCUGCGACGUGGACGACAGCUCUGAGGCCUACGGCAGCCCGCCCAGGCACUCGGGCAAGCUAGAGGACAUUCUCAUGGAUAACGCCCUGUCGUCAGUGACCUCCAGCGACCCGCUGCUCUCCUCCCUCUCUCCGGGGGCCUCCAACAGCAGCAGCCGCCGCAGCAGCACCAGCAUGGAGGAGAAUGAGAGUGGGAAUGGGUGUUAGCGGCAUCCCUGCCUCCUUUCCCUGCCUCCUUCUCGAUUGGCCAAAGAAUCCAGAGAUUUUUCCAUCCUGGGCCCUAUUUUUUUUAGAUCUUUUUGGGUCCAAAUUUGUAAUAAGGACAAUUCAUGAUUGAUAAUUAGUCCAGUAUUGUGUUAGAAUGCUAAAACCGCAAACUGCAAAACGGCUAUGCAAUGUAAUUCUGACUGUAUGUAACUAUGUACGGUCUGUCUUUUACCUGUUUUGAUCUUCCGGUCUCUGAUGUAGCACCCCACUCAAUGCCUGUAGUCGAUUAUCGAAGGGAGGCGCUCACCUUUGAAUGCCCACUCCAGCACCAAACAUUUUCUACAAUUUCUUUACAGUUAUUAAGGUAAACAGAAGCAGGUGUAUGUCUGUAGUGACCCUAAUAAUAACAUUUACGAGCCUGUCAGUGGCGAAAACAAGCAGUUUACUUUGAUGUGCUGACUGGCCCUCAUAGGAUUCCAUUAUAGAGCCGUUUUGCAGUUGAGGUUUUAGUGUUUUUACUCAGUACUGGACCAAUUUCAUUAAUCGUUAAUUGUCCUUCGUAAAACGUUUGACCCGAAAAGAUCUAAAAAUAGGGCCCAGGUUGAAAAAUCCUGAAGUUUCCCUUUAAGGCCUGCACUUGUGGUUUAGCAGAGGGAGGGGCCGUACUGCAUGACCCGUUGACUGAUGAUAAGACAUGCACUGGGAAGCUCUCGUUGUAAAAGAGAUUUUGAUAUUUUUGUUAUUUUGGUAAAUGAUAUGUCAUAUAUUGCAAUGAAAAUGUAUAUUUCAUUGGGAUCGCUGAGUUGUUAGUUUUCAUAGAGUUUACACUGUAUUUUACUGAUAUCUUAUAGAAGUGAUUUAUGUAUAAACUUUCAGGAAGGAUAUGUGCCAAUACAAAUUUGUACUACAUGUUUUCAGUGUAGUUGUAUUGAAACACGAGUGCAUUUUACAACUUGCGGGUAAUGCUUUGUGCAAUUAACUACUGAUUUAAUUAGAUAUAUUUCCUUUUUUUGAUUAAUGUGUUUCAAAACCUUCCACUGCCCUGGAAGGUUUACAACACAACUGUAUACCUUUUAUUUAGCUGUAACUGUUUUCUUUUUUUAAAGUCCAUAUAUAGACCAAAACAAAUCAUUCUACAAAAAUCCAUGCUGUUAAACUGUUAAAUAAGCAAAA
Clupea harengus (Atlantic herring) is the source of this 2757-nucleotide messenger RNA. RefSeq names its product melanocyte inducing transcription factor a (gene mitfa). Lineage: Eukaryota; Metazoa; Chordata; Actinopteri; Clupeiformes; Clupeidae. Gene Ontology annotation, biological process: melanocyte differentiation; regulation of transcription by RNA polymerase II. Gene Ontology annotation, cellular component: nucleus. The record is from RefSeq and is a predicted model, not a curated record. Gene Ontology annotation, molecular function: RNA polymerase II cis-regulatory region sequence-specific DNA binding; DNA-binding transcription factor activity, RNA polymerase II-specific; protein dimerization activity.